Molecule: messenger RNA, 298 nt
Organism: Staurois parvus
Lineage: Eukaryota; Metazoa; Chordata; Amphibia; Anura; Ranidae
Source: the annotation of a GenBank genome assembly
GUGCCAAACUGAAGAGGUGGCAGGCGAGAUUUGCAUACUGACCACCCCUAGGCUACGCCCACAUGUGACGCUGAAUCUCCACGAUUGAAAAAAACUGAGAUCCAAAGAAUGAAAGGGGCGGAGCCAGGGACUGGCUAGAUGAAAAUGAGGCGGAGCUCUGUCUGACUGGCUGCAGCUUCUAAUGCACAUUGUGACACACUCCCAGGGAGGAGCCGGUACACCUGUGCAAGACUGGAGGGGAGGAGCCGGUACACCUGUGCAAGACUGGAGGGGAGGAGCCGGUACACCUGUGCAAGAC